This is a messenger RNA of Clunio marinus, 637 nucleotides long. Lineage: Eukaryota; Metazoa; Arthropoda; Insecta; Diptera; Chironomidae. The record is from the annotation of a GenBank genome assembly.
AGUCUUUCAUUUUUCUUCGUUCGGUUAACAAGUGUCUAAAGAGUUCACAACAAAAUAAUGACUGCGAUUGGAAAUGGAAAAAUUUCAGAAUUGGAACUUGAUCACGAUCCUGUGAAGAUUAUAUGUCCAGCAUGCCAGGUUCCCAUAGAGACAGAAGUUUCUUAUAAAAUUUCUUCAAGGACACAUAUGCAGGGCUUUGUUGUUCUCUUGUUUGCAUUUUGUUGUGGUUUCUGCGUUCUUCCAUACUGUCUAAAUGCAUUUAAAGACGCUUAUCACAAAUGCCCGAAAUGUAAUGCAUUAAUCGGGUGCCACGAAGGUGCGGAAUUAUAGCGAUUUCUUUUAUUAUAAAAGUCAUAAAAUGUUCACAAUUUACGCACCGGCGCAAAGCUACAAAAAAUAUCUCAUAAACAUAAUAAGUGAAAUCAUAAGAACCGAAGUGAAUGUUGAAGCAAAAAACAAUAAAAGAAUGUUGUCAAAUACUACUUAAGUCUUCUAUUUUAAUUAAAAUAAAUGGUGUCGAAUAAAUGCCCACAAAUUUAUUAACAGCUGAAUUAUACUUUGCCAAAUUUCCAUCACAAAUGCUACUUUUAUACAUCUUUUCAAUAAAAUUUAAACAUUUCUAAUUUGAAUGGACAGC